CUCGUAAUCAUACUCAGUAGUAUGAUGCAAAUCGAGAUAAUGUUCAAAAAGCCCGGGUCCGGGGCGCUGUAGAGUUCAAUCAGGCCCUCAGAAAGCAGUAUGGAUUUGAUCCAUCAAGGUCUAAGAGCAAGGUUUACCAACACUUUGGCGUUCUAUACCGGUCUGGAACACGCCUGGCAAGUGAAGAUAACUGCGAUGAACGUCGUUUUGAGCCCGGCGAGGACCCAAGGGGCCGCCCCCCGCUCGUCAAAACCAAGGAUGUCAACGAGAUGGAGAGGAUCCUUGAAGAACAAGAUGUCUACGGAAGGACUAUGUCUUGGGAGGCCUUAGGGUAUGAGGCUGGUCUAGACGUAUCCGGGCGUACGAUUGAACGGGCUAUGGGCACGAAAGAUUACCAUAGAUGCGUCGCAUGUAACAAGACGUGGAUCUCUCAAAAUCUGGCGAAAAAACGAGUCGAUUGGGCUACUUUGAUGAAGGCCCGGUAUCCUACCAAGUAUACCUGGCGGAAGGUCCGUUUUAGCGACGAGUCCCACGCUGGGCAUGGUCCGCAGGGAAAGUUGAUAAUCAUUCGACGAAAGGGCGAACGGUAUUGCCCCAAAUGUGUACAACGCGAAAGAGACGUUAAAGAAGACGCCAAAAAGAAGGUACAUGUAUGGGGGGCUGCAGGGUACGACUUCAAAUCAGACCUUACAACGUACGAUGUACCGAGCAAUACCACAGGCAAGAUGAGCCAAAGCGUAUAUAUCGAUUCUAUUCUGGAUCCUAUUAUCAAACCUUGGAUCCAGAACGGUCACGAUUUCAUAAUAGAAGAGGACCAAGUCUCCGGCCAUGGGCCCACACGGAGUAAGGGAAAUAUCGUGAAGGAAUAGAAGGCCCAAAACGAUCUGAAACACUACUUUAAUUGCGCCUCAUCUCCGGAUGUCACAGCACGCACGUAGUGAGCUAGCGUGAUACAAAUGGU
Messenger RNA from Eremomyces bilateralis CBS 781.70, 961 nucleotides. RefSeq lists its product as uncharacterized. Gene Ontology annotation, molecular function: nucleic acid binding. The coding region runs from base 270 to 869 and encodes 199 amino acids. The transcript has a single exon. Lineage: Eukaryota; Fungi; Ascomycota; Dothideomycetes; Eremomycetales; Eremomycetaceae. The record is from RefSeq and is a predicted model, not a curated record.